This is a messenger RNA of Durusdinium trenchii, 1823 nucleotides long. NCBI's taxonomy places the organism in Eukaryota, Dinophyceae, Suessiales, Symbiodiniaceae. The record is from the annotation of a GenBank genome assembly.
AGUUUGCUUUGCCUCUCAAGGGAUCCAAAAAGGGCGGCUGUUAGCGGCGGACCGGCGGCUUGGGCCCUGCAAAGCCAUGGCCAGCUUUGCAUCAAAGCGCCUUGCGCAGGAACGUGCAGCGUUCAAGAAGGAUCACCCCUUUGGAUUCUACGCGAAGUAUGCGCCCAACGAAGACGGCAAGGGACAGAACGUCUUCAAGUGGAAUUGUGGUAUUCCAGGAAGAGCGAAGGGCCCUUGGGAGGGCGCCACAUAUGCUCUCACCAUGGAGUUCACAGAGGACUAUCCCAGCAAACCGCCGAAGUGCAAAUUCGCACACGUACAUGGCAAGCCGCUAUUCCAUCCAAACGUGUAUCCUUCGGGGACCGUUUGCCUCAGUAUCCUCAACGAAGAUGAGGAUUGGAAGCCUGCGAUUACGAUUCGUCAGAUCCUUUUGGGAAUCCAGGAUCUUCUCGACAAUCCCAAUGCUGCUUCACCAGCGCAGGAGGAACCUUAUCGAAUGUUCUCCACGGACAAGACCGAGUAUUUGAGGCGAGUGAAAAAGCAGGUUUCGGAGGUGGCCUUGGGCGCGCAGAACGUGUGAGAGGUGCCGAAGAGAGGCAGACUUGACACCCUUUUGUGACAAAAAGAGAAUCGACUGUGUUCUUUUUUGGCUUUUGCAUUUGCUCUUUUUCGGGACAUUCACAAACAGUCGAUUCUCUUUUUGCGCCAGUGCUUGGAGUUGGUGUCGGUCGGGGUCAGUCAGACGCAAGAAAGAAAGACACAAGGGAAAGGGAAGGAAAGGAAAGAAACGAUAAAAAUGAAAAGAAUAGAACAAAAGAAAAAACAUGAAAAGAACAGAGAGAACAGAAAGAAAGAACGGAAGAUAAGAAGAACAGAAGGGAAAAACGAGCAGAAGACAAAAGAAAAGAAAAGACAUAACAAAACAACAUAAAUAAACGAGAUAAAGAGAGAACGGAAGCAAUUAAGGACAUAAAGAACAGACAAGAGAACAAACUAAUAUGAAUGAAAAGAACAUACAGAACGAACAAACAAGGAGAGAAAGAAAGAACGGAACAAAAAGGACAAACAGAAACGACAACAACAGAAACGACAUGCAAUGAAAAGAACAGACAGAAAGCCGUCUAGGCCCAAGCCGUGCGGCUGAAGGUGUCGGGCCACCUAGGGGUGCUUGCUAUCCUCUCGGAUAGGUGCAUCGUCCAUCAAGUUGGACCUCCAAAGAUCCAGCAGCUCGGUCUUUGUGAAGAGUGCUUUUCUGGUGACGUUGAGUGCUCGAUUGACAUCAUGAUGCCCCGAUUGGUUGAGAUGAUCAGAGCCAAAAUUGAGGUUCCCUGGAAGCAUACUCUUGAAGAGUUAUUCACUUCCUUCAGUUGUGCCGGCACUUUUGUUCGCAUAGCUGGGAAGGUGCUUCUCCAGGGAGUGGUAUGUGACACUUGGGAUCUACAGUGUGGAUGCGACUGAAAGCCUUUUCUCCGGGGAAGGGCUUUUCUGUGUUGAUUGAUGAUGUUUGGGAGAUCUCCGUGGAAGAUCUGGACCGACGCGAUUUGCGAUGUCAACAAGGAGACACCCUUUCUAUCUUUGGGAUGGUGGUUGAGAAAGGUUCGAAUUGUUUGGCCAUGCCAAGAGACUCCAUUGUCUUGGUAGUUCCGACUUGGGAUACGCAUGAACCGAUCACUGCUGUUCAUAUGUUCUUGGGCUCCUUUUGUGGAUGGUCGCAGGCUUUGGAGAUUGGGAGGAAGGAGGAUUUCCAACCUGUAGGCCAACAAUACUUCAUCGAUAGUGGCCCGCGAACGAUGCAAAACUGGAGUCACCAAUUCGUUCAACAG